Messenger RNA from Venustampulla echinocandica, 492 nucleotides. RefSeq lists its product as uncharacterized. The coding region runs from base 1 to 492 and encodes 163 amino acids. Gene Ontology annotation, cellular component: membrane. The record is from RefSeq and is a predicted model, not a curated record. NCBI's taxonomy places the organism in Eukaryota, Fungi, Ascomycota, Leotiomycetes, Helotiales, Pleuroascaceae. The transcript is spliced from 3 exons.
AUGGCAUCAAUUGGCCCCAACCUCCGUCAGCUGCUCCCUACUGCGGGAACCUGGGCCGCACCGUUCACAAUCUACUACGUCCUCCUUUGCGCCCGGGUCGUAUACCAACGUAUCAAACACCGCGUUCCCCUAGGCCAAAACAUUACCUAUUCCAAGAAAGACAAGCCCUCCGACUCAGCUCCCGCUCACCCAGUUGACGACCCGCUUGAAGUAGCCAUCCGGUGCCAAGGAAACUUCCAAGAAAACGUCCCUCUGGCAUACGCCUUACUCGUCGUCUGCGAGCUCAACGGUGGAGACAAGAAGUAUCUGAACUAUGUCGCGGGGUUCUUAUUUGCGGCAAGGGUUGCGCAUGCGGACUUCGGACUGAUGAAGAAGGGGAGGCAUGCAGGAAAUGGGGUGGGAAGACCACUUGGAUUCCUUGGGUCGACGGUGGUGUUGCUCGGCCUGAGUGUUUAUAGCGGUUGGCUGAUUAAAGGGUAUUGGGGAUUUUAG